UAAAGUCUGUGUGCGUGUGCGUGUCGCUGUGAGUGAGGGUGACAGGCAGCCAAUCAGCACCUCCGCAGCUGUCUGCUCCCUCCCCUUGCAAGCCUCUGCUUGGCUCUCAAUAGUGCAUCGAUCAGCUGUGCUGCAAUUACUGCUGCUUAAAACCCUUCAGAGCAGGACAUUCAUCUGCGCUCCCAACCUUUACCAAGAUGACCCUCCAGGCAGAAUUUGACAAGGCAGCAGAGGAUGUGAAGAAGGUGAAGGCCAAGCCCACAGACGAGGAGCUGCUGUUCCUGUAUGGCCUUUAUAAACAGGCGGUUGUUGGAGACAUUAACACUGAGAGACCGGGAAUGCUGGACCUAAAAGGAAAGGCCAAGUGGGACGCCUGGGAGUCGAGGAAAGUUCGUCCAUUCGCCUCUGAGAAAGACUUUAAAGCUACGAAGGAGACUGUGAGGAAAUUCCAAGCGGGUGUUGGCCAGGAGCUGCACAAGAAACUCCUCCAGAGAGCCAAGACAAAGAAGAACUGGCUGGAAGAAUGGUGGUUGGACACGGCGUAUCUGGAGUUGCGCAUCCCCUCUCAGCUCAAUGUGAACUUUGGUGGCCCAGCACCCUACCUGGAGCACUGCUGGCCACCUGCUGAGGGAACUUACCUGCAGAGGGCCAGUAUUAUCACAUGGCACACACUGCAGUACUGGAACCUACUUCGCACAGAGAGGCUGGCUCCUCAGAAAGCAGGGAAAACGCCGUUGGACAUGGACCAGUUCAGAAUGCUCUUCUGCACCUGUAAAGUACCCGGAGUGAAGAAAGACACCAUCCGAAACUACUUCAAGACAGAGCGUGAGGGUCCGUGCCCCUCCCAUUUGGUAGUGAUGUGCCGGGGGAGGAUAUUCACAUUUGAUGCACUUUGUGAUGGAGAAAUCCUCACUCCUCCAGAAAUUCUCAGGCAGCUGAGCUAUGUGAAGGAGCGCUGUGACUCAGAGCCUGAGGGAGACGGCGUGGCUGUGCUCACCUCAGAGGAGAGGACUCGCUGGGCGAAGGCCAGAGAGCAUCUUAUAAGCAUCGAUCCACACAAUAACACCAUCCUAGAGACCAUCCAGAGCAGCUUGUUCGUCAUUUCUCUGGAUGAAGUGAAACCCUACUCUACCCCAGAGAACUACUCAAAUAUGACUGCAGAAGCUCUCACCGGCAACCCCACCAUCCGCUGGGGUGACAAAUCGUACAACUCAGUCGUGUUCUCAGAUGGCACAUUCGGAUCCAAUUGUGAUCAUGCGCCGUAUGAUGCUAUGGUGCUGGUGUCUAUGUGCUGGUAUUUGGACCAGCAGCUCAAAGCUACAGAGGGCAAAUGGAAGGGCUCAGAUGCAGUCAGACUGGUGUCCUUCCCCGAGGAGCUGGUGUUCACUAUGGAUGAAAAAGUCAUUGGCGAUAUCAGUCAUGCCAAAAAGCAAUACAUCGAGUCGGCACAAGACCUCCAGGUUGUGUGCUAUGCUUUCACAGCAUUUGGUAAAUCUACCAUCAAACAGAAGAAGCUCCAUCCAGACACUUUUGUUCAGCUGGCGAUGCAGCUGGCCUACUACAGACUGCACAAGAAGCCAGGAAGUUGUUAUGAGACGGCAAUGACGCGCAAAUUUUAUCACGGCAGGACUGAGACGAUGCGCCCCUGCACCCAGGAGGCUGUGAAUUGGUGUAAAACCAUGACGGACCCCACAUGCAAUGAUGGUGUCAGGAGGAAGGCCAUGCUGCAAGCCUUCAGUAGACACAACAACCUGAUGGCUGAAGCACAGGAAGGACAAGGUUUUGACAGGCAUCUUCUGGGGCUGUAUCUUAUUGCCAAGGAGGAGGGACGUCCAACCCCAGAAUUAUUUAUGGAUCCCCUUUACACAAAGAGUGGCGGUGGGGGUAACUUCGUGCUGUCAUCCAGUCUGGUGGGCUACACUACAGUUCUCGGGGCUGUGGCUCCCAUGGUGCAGCAUGGCUACGGCUUCUUUUACCGCAUCAGGGAUGACAGGAUUGUGAUCUCCAUGUCAGCGUGGAAAUCCUGCCAUGAGACUGAUGCUCCAUCACUGUUCAAUAGCUUCAGUAGCUGCCUGCAUGAGAUGCUCCACUUAGCCACCACUUCUCAGCUAUAAACCUACUUAAGCGGGGAAACAGGAUAAUUUAAUGACUCCUCUUUCAACCCACACAAAAUGAUCCCUUUGAGAACCGCCCGCUUCAAUAGAUGCAUUAUCAAAGGAUGGUAAUAAAAGGGUAAAAAAAAAAAAAA
This is a messenger RNA of Pundamilia nyererei, 2248 nucleotides long. Its product is annotated as acyl-CoA-binding protein homolog. The transcript is spliced from 18 exons. Gene Ontology annotation, biological process: fatty acid metabolic process. Gene Ontology annotation, cellular component: peroxisome. The coding region runs from base 198 to 2114 and encodes 638 amino acids. Gene Ontology annotation, molecular function: fatty-acyl-CoA binding; carnitine O-octanoyltransferase activity. The record is from RefSeq and is a predicted model, not a curated record. NCBI's taxonomy places the organism in Eukaryota, Metazoa, Chordata, Actinopteri, Cichliformes, Cichlidae.